Molossus molossus (Pallas's mastiff bat) is the source of this 1919-nucleotide messenger RNA. RefSeq names its product coagulation factor III, tissue factor (gene F3). NCBI's taxonomy places the organism in Eukaryota, Metazoa, Chordata, Mammalia, Chiroptera, Molossidae. The transcript has 6 exons. Gene Ontology annotation, cellular component: membrane. Gene Ontology annotation, molecular function: protein binding. Gene Ontology annotation, biological process: blood coagulation. Bases 125 to 997 code for a protein of 290 amino acids. The record is from RefSeq and is a predicted model, not a curated record.
CUCCCCCAGACUCGGGCUCCCCGCGUCCCUCACACUGUCUUCCCGAAGGCGCCUUCAGCCCGACCUCCCCAGCCUCCGGGGCGCAAAUGAAUCCUCCUGACCUCGCUCCCGGCUCACGGACACGAUGACUCCUACCAGACCCCGCGUGCUCUGCCCCGAGGCCGCGGUCUCUAGGACACUUCUCCUCGGCUGGGUCCUGGUCCAGGUGGCCGGAGUCUCAGGCACUACAGGUGUCGUGGUAGCAUAUAAUUUAACUUGGAAAUCAACUAAUUUCAAGACAAUUUUGGAGUGGGAACCCAAACCCAUCAAUACUGUCUACACUGUUCAGAUAAGCCCUAGGUUAGGAAAUUGGAAAAGCAAAUGCUACGCCACAACAGACACCGAGUGUGACCUCACUGAUGAGAUUGUGAAGGACGUGAAGCAGACAUACUUCGCGAGGGUCCUCUCCCUCCCGGCAAACGCCAACAGUUACGCUGGGGAGCCCAUGUACACAAACUCCCCCGACUUCACACCUUACGUGGAGACAAACCUCGGACAGCCAACAAUUCAGAGUUUCAACCAAGCCGACACAAAACUGAAUGUGACCGUACGGGAUGCUCGGACCUUAGUCAGAGGGAAUGGCACAUUCCUAAGCCUCCGGGACGUCUUUGGCGAGGACUUAAGUUACAUACUUUAUUAUUGGAAAGCUUCAAGCACAGGAAAGAAAACAGCCAAGACAAACACUAAUGAGUUUUUGAUUGAUGUGGAUAAAGGAGAAAACUACUGUUUCAAUGUUCAAGCAGUGAUUUCAUCACGAAGGGCUAACCAGAAGAGUCCAGAAAGCCCCACUGAGUGCACGAGCCAGAAGAAAGGCGUGUCCAGAGACAUGUUCUUCAUCAUCGGAGCGGUGGUGCUCGUGGUCAUCACCUUCAUCGCCACCCUGUCCCUGAGUCUGCACAAGUGCAGGAAAGCCAGAGCAGGGCGCAGCGGCAAGAACGCCCCCUUCGGUGUCGCAUAAAGCACGUGGCGUCGGAGCUGCCGACUUCUGCAGAGUUUACAUUGCACUGUGACCAAGACCUUUUACGAGAAAGGAUAUAUGGAAACAAAAAUGAAUGUUUUGGAGCAUGGAGACCCUUGGGCCCAAAGAAAGUUCUUUAUCUGACUGUUCUCACGAUUAGCAUUCUGGUUUCAACACCAGCACAAGUCACUUUGGAAUGUAAUGAACGGUACACCCAAUUCCAAGUUUUUUAAAUUUCUUUUUUUUAACACUAUGGCACCUUUUGCACAUAUCAUGCUUUAGACUUUAUGUUCUAUACUCAAGAUGAAAUUAGGUCAUCUAAGCAAAAACAAAUGAAAACAUGCCUUAAAAAGUUCUGGGUGGACUUUUGGAGAACUUUCAAGAGGCUGACUUCAGAUAUGUGGGAGAGUAAAAUGGAAAUUGGGUGGACUUUUCUAAAAUAAGUCUGUCCUUUCUAAAUGUGGUGUUUAGGUUCUCUUUUCUUUUUAAGAGUUCUUUUGGAGGUUCAAAGCAGUCAGCAAACCUUUGCAUGACUAUGUUCAAUGCAGGAGACUUCUACUUCGGGUACGUUCCUAACUCAUGACGGUUUAGCACUUUGAAAUGCUGUUGACAGCUAGCUAUAUUUUUAUAAGACUACUAUACAAACUACAUAAAGUAUAUGAUUUAAGGUACUUCAAGCUUAUAUGGUCAACAUUGUAUAUAUUUAUGUGAUAUUUUUAAAUGUUAUUUGUCGAUAAUAUUACAGAUACCCCCCAAUAUCUCCCCUUUACUCCCUUUAUCCCAGCCCCUGCCCCACCCCAGGCUAUUUAUAUACAUUUUUAAAGGUUUUGUAUGUGAGGGUUUUCUAUUUAUAGAGGUAAUAUAGUUCUGUUUGUAUAUACUGAGAUAAUUUAUUUAAUAUACUUUUAUAUAAAUAAAGGUG